AUGGGUGCAAAGGACUCCAAGUUGUCGGUGAUAUCCUUUGAGGAUGCUUGCCGUAGAGUGUCCGAGGCAGAUAUUGUACGAUUGCGUGAAGCCUUCCGGCGUGUGACAGCCGUUAGCUCUACCAUGUCCGAUGCUGUGUUCGUCAGAGAAGUCUUGUGGGAUGGAGUGCCUAUAAACAUAGCACAGCUGAUCUACCGGGGCUAUGGGGGCACCUCCAAGGGCCUCUCCUUUAAAGACCUUCUCUGUGGACUGGUGAUCCUCACCAAAGGGACUAAGGAGGAGAAAAUCAAAUUGAUAUUUGCCAUGUACUGUGACGAGACGUACAGCUAUGUCCAGAAGGAUGAGAUGGACAGACGGGUCUUGGAGUCAGAGGGUCAGGUCUCCCAGGCUCUCUGUUCGCUGUUCAGAGAGUCGGACCAGGUCUCCUAUGAACAGUUCUCCUAUUGGUUGAAGUCCCACCCAGAUGCAACAGUGAUCAGCAAGUGGCUUCUUACUGAGUCUUCCAGUCUGUCAUUGGGAGGAGAGCAUGACACCCCCACAUUUUACCAAACCCUUGCUGGAGUCACUCACUUGGAAGAGCGAGAGAUUCUCGAACUAGAGAAGCGGUACUGGUCACUGAAAUCAUUAUCUAAAACUGGACGUUAUGACCUGGAGCUGUUCAAAUCUCAAGUGUGCCCACCUCUGCCUGACAAGUUAUGUGAAUCUGUGUUUUUAGCCUUUGACGAGAACUGUGACAGCCACAUCGACUUCAAGGAGAUGGCAUGUGGUAUUUCAGCCUGCUGUCGGGGACCAACACUAGAGCGACAGAAGUUUUGUUUCAAAAUCUUCGACUUGGACCAUGAUUCUCGACUAAAUGAAAAAGAAGUCAGGUCAAUGCUGGAAGCUCUGAACAUAGUAAGGAAGGUCUACAACUCAGCAGCUGUCCUGCAGUCACAGGACUUGCCAGAGUUGGAUCCUGAAACUGUUGCCAAGGAGAUCCUCUCUUGUCAUGACGUCAACAAGGAAGGGUCGCUAACAAUAGAAGACUACCUUCUGUGGACGGUGAACAACCAGCUGACCUUAGACUUCCUGGAGCUGUUGGGUCAGAUCUGCCAUAUUGUUUUAGGACUUUCACCGCAGACGAAAGAGGAGGAGGGAAAAAUUAUUCAGCAUUGGCUGGAGAGAGAAAAUCAAAAACCGUUGGAAGUUGGUCAGAUAUGGUACCUGGUCUCUAUGCAGUGGUGGAACACAUGGCUGGAGUAUGUCAACCCUGAGGCAAGUGUCAGCAGGCAGCAGAAGGUCAAGGGCAAGCAGCAACCUUUAACCUGGGAGGAUGAUACGGUCAUUAUGGUUGGCACAUCUAGGGCAGGAGGUGAUAACGGCAGCCAACCAGCCAGAUCCACAGCAAACUCUCUGGUCCCUGGUGACUCCACGCCAACACAUCGUAGCUCCAGCCUGUCCCCGAAGUUGGGACGUAAAUCUGUGCCUAUGGGCGCUCUAUCCAAGCCGCCAGCCAUCAAUAACAAUCACUUAUUAGUCAACCCAACAAAGUAUGUUUCCAUGACAAACGAAGGAGGACGGCUGAGAAAAGAUGUUGUAUUGACUCGGGGGAAAGAUUUCGAAAUUGUCCCAGAAUGCAUCUGGAGGGCACUUACCACAUGGUACGGAGGCUCGCCAGCUUUACCAAGAACUGUGAUAAAUGUAUCAAGCUUCAGCCUGGAGCUCGAACUCUACCCCAUCUGCGUGAGGAUCUUCCGACACCAGACACCCAGCCAGCGGCCGCCCCCGGCCAACACCAUCAGUGGCAUGGUGGCAGGGAUUGGGGGCAUGGCCUGGAAUUUGGCUGCAAACCCCACACAACCCAGGCGUUACCAUGCCCACACUGCCUCGUUUAGCCGCAAGCACACCUUGUCCCAGAUUUAUGAGUUCCUAGGCCACAAGCUGAGACUCUACCGUGAGGACUUCCGCCUCUGGAAGAUCAACUCCAAGGAUGAUCAAAAUCUGACACUGCUGGAUGAUGAAGACCUCACAGUGGAGGAUUAUGGGAUAGAAGAUAUGCAGCAGAUCCUUCUAGAAGUGCGCAAUAAGGACCUUACCUGGCCAGAAGAGAUGUCCCAGCUGGCCAAAAACAAAAAUUUGAAGAAAGAUGAUGUACCCACCCAGAAAGGAGCCACUGGUCUGAACAAUCUCGGCAACACCUGUUUCAUGAAUGCCGCCCUGCAGUGUGUCUCCAAUACUUGGCCUUUGACCCAUUACUUUGCUGGCAACCUUCACCUCUUUGAACUCAACAGGAACAAUCCACUAGGCAUGAAGGGACAUAUAGCCCAGCGCUACGGGGAGCUUAUCAAGGAUUUGUGGGGUGGGACAUCUAAAACUGUGGCCCCACUCAAACUUAGGUGGACUAUAGGAAAAUAUGCACCAAGAUUCAACGGCUUCCAGCAGCAUGACUCUCAGGAACUGCUUAGUUUUCUUCUAGAUGGCCUCCACGAGGACCUCAACAGGGUACACAACAAACCAUACGUGGAACUGAAGGACAGUGAUGGCAGGCCAGACAGAGUGGUUGCCCGUGAGGCCUGGGAGAACCACUUGUUACGUAACCAGUCCAUCGUGGUGGACCUGUUCCAUGGCAUCCUCAAGUCCCAGGUCAAGUGCAAGGAGUGUGGCCACAUCAGCGUCCGGUUCGACCCUUACUCCCACCUGUCUCUGCCUUUGCCCAUGGACAGCUGUAUUCAUCUGGAGGUCAUAGUACAAAAACUAGAUGGUUCCAUGCCAGUUAAGUAUGGGUUGAGACUAAACAUGGAUGAAAAAUACAGAACCUUAAAGAGAGAAGUUGCCAAAUUGGCCAACAUUCCAUUUGAAGAGUUGCUCAUUGUAGAAGUGAAUGGGCCUAUAGUGAAGUCCCUGCCAAGAGAUGACCAGAAGAUCAGAAGUUUGCUCAUCCCUGGCUCAUUGUUUCUCUACCAACUGCCGCCUCCACCUCUGAUUCAACCAAUGACAGAUGAGGACGAGAACGGCUCCGCAUCGCUUAACUCACAGCCCAACACUGGUAGCAGAGAGAGCCUGGAUUUACCAGACAUUCAGCGAGCACUUGUUAAAG
Candidula unifasciata is the source of this 3076-nucleotide messenger RNA. Lineage: Eukaryota; Metazoa; Mollusca; Gastropoda; Stylommatophora; Geomitridae. The record is from the annotation of a GenBank genome assembly.